Indicator indicator is the source of this 1266-nucleotide messenger RNA. It is a transcript of the gene NUCB2, whose product is annotated as nucleobindin 2. The transcript is spliced from 11 exons. Gene Ontology annotation, molecular function: calcium ion binding. The record is from RefSeq and is a predicted model, not a curated record. NCBI's taxonomy places the organism in Eukaryota, Metazoa, Chordata, Aves, Piciformes, Indicatoridae. Gene Ontology annotation, cellular component: endoplasmic reticulum-Golgi intermediate compartment; extracellular exosome. The coding region runs from base 1 to 1266 and encodes 421 amino acids.
AUGAAGUGGCUAUCUGUCCUGCCCCAACAAUGUAUUUUUCUGAUGGCAUGUCUCCUAAUGGCCUUGAAAGCUGUACCUAUAGACAUAGAUAAGACAAAAGUCAAAGGAGGAGAAGGCCACGUAGAAGGAGAGAAGGUGGAAAAUCCAGAUACAGGACUUUAUUAUGAUGAAUAUCUCAGACAAGUAAUAGACGUCUUGGAAACAGAUAAGCACUUCAGGGAGAAACUCCAGACUGCUGACAUAGAAGAAAUAAAGAGUGGAAAACUAAGCAGAGAGCUUGAUUUAGUAAGCCACCAUGUGAGAACACGACUGGAUGAGCUAAAAAGACAAGAGGUGGCAAGAUUAAGAAUGUUAAUUAAAGCUAAAAUGGAUUCUGUUCAAGACACUGGCAUAGACCAUCAGGCUCUCCUUAAACAGUUUGAGCACCUGAACCAUCAGAAUCCUGACACUUUUGAACCUAAAGAUUUAGACAUGUUGAUCAAAGCAGCUACAAAUGACCUGGAAAACUAUGAUAAGACCCGCCAUGAAGAAUUUAAGAAAUACGAGAUGAUGAAAGAACAUGAGAGGAGAGAGUAUUUAAAAACACUGGAUGAAGAAAAGAGGCAGCGAGAAGAAUCCAAAUUUGAGGAGAUGAAGAAAAAACAUGGAGAUCACCCUAAAGUUCACCAUCCUGGAAGCAAAGAUCAACUGAAAGAAGUGUGGGAAGAAGCAGAUGGACUAGAUCCUAAUGAAUUUGACCCCAAAACAUUUUUCAAAUUACAUGAUGUCAACAAUGAUGGUUUUCUGGAUGAGCAAGAAUUAGAAGCCUUAUUUACUAAAGAGCUAGAAAAAGUUUAUGAUCCCAAAAAUGAAGAGGAUGACAUGGUUGAAAUGGAAGAGGAAAGGCUGAGAAUGAGAGAACACGUAAUGAAUGAGGUUGACAUCAACAAGGACCGGCUAGUGACAUUGGAAGAGUUCCUGCGAGCUACAGAGAAGAAAGAGUUUUUGGAGCCAGAUAGCUGGGAGACACUAGAUCAACAGCAACUCUUCACUGAGGAUGAGCUGAAGGAAUUUGAAAGCCAUAUUUCUCAACAGGAGGAUGAACUUAGAAAGAAGGCAGAAGAUCUUCAGAAGCAGAAGGAAGAGCUACAGAGGCAGCACGACCAGCUUCAGGCUCAGAAACAAGAGCUUCAGCAGGUUGUAAAACAGAUGGAACAGAAGAAACUACAGCAAGGAAAUCCUCCUGCAGGACCAGGUGGAGAACUGAAAUUCCAACCCCGUAUGUGA